Messenger RNA from Mollisia scopiformis, 1752 nucleotides. RefSeq lists its product as uncharacterized. Bases 1 to 1752 code for a protein of 583 amino acids. The record is from RefSeq and is a predicted model, not a curated record. Gene Ontology annotation, molecular function: mRNA binding. The transcript is spliced from 4 exons. Gene Ontology annotation, biological process: P-body assembly; cytoplasmic stress granule assembly. Gene Ontology annotation, cellular component: P-body. Lineage: Eukaryota; Fungi; Ascomycota; Leotiomycetes; Helotiales; Mollisiaceae.
AUGACUGAAUUCAUAGGUGCGAGGAUAUCUCUAGUAUCGCGGAGUGAUAUUAGAUAUGUCGGUACGCUCCACGAGAUCAAUUCGAAUGACUCGACUGUCGCACUCGAGAAUGUCACGUCUUUCGGUACCGAGGGACGAAAGGCCAACCCAGAAGAAGAGAUUCCACCUUCCGAUAGCGUCUACGAGUAUAUUGUCUUCCGCGGUAGUGAUGUGAAGGACUUGAGGGUCGAAGAGAAGCCAGCUGUCAAUGAGAACAAGCCCCCACAGGUCCCGAAUGAUCCUGCUAUCCUUGGAAGUGGUUCCCGUUCCCGUCCUACGCCUCAAUCGCAAGCCCCUCCGCAGCAACAAAGAGGUCCACCGGGCCCACAAGGUCAACAGCAACAGCAAGGUCCUGGAGCUCCUCCCUUCGGUCAACACCCUCAGUAUCCUCCUCACUUUUACCCACCGCCUGGCGGGUUUGGUCGUGGUGGACCUCCAGGACCUGGUGCUUUCCCGCCGAUGCCCUAUGGUGGCCCCCCACCAGGAUGGUAUGCCCCUCCAAAUCAAGGAUUUCCACCAGCUCCUUUCCCUCCAUAUGGCUAUCAACAACAACAGUUUGGCGCUCCUGGACAAUUCCAACAGCAACAGCAGCAACCACCUCAUCAACCUCCUAAGCCUUCGCCGAUCGGUCCUGGUGCGAAUAAGCAAGCAAGCCCUGCCCCGCCCUCUGGUCAAGCUCCUGGUCAAGCUCCCGGUCAAGCCAAUGAAAAGCAGGCUGAACCAAAGAUCUCAGCUACCCCUGCCGCUGAAAUGCCCGCUGCAUCUGUGCCAAAGCCUCCUACUCCCAACAAUGCGUCGAAGCCAACUGCAAGCCAAGUCCAAGCUGCUAUUUCUCAACCAGCCAACUCUCAAGCUGCGCCGCCAACUGCCCCUAAGGCUGCCGCUCCAAAGGCCCCUGCUCCAGCAUUGCCCAAGAACCGAGUUGUUAUGCCUGCUGUACCACUACCAAGCGUGGCUGCUCCUAAGGCACCUCUUCAAUCCCGAACCAGCAACACUGCCCUAACUGAACCUGCUGCGAAGCCAGUCGAUCCUGCUGCUAGUUUGAGAGAUGCCACCCAAGCUGCCACUGCCGCCGUCGCUGCAGCAAUGGCUAAGCUCCCACCCCUCAACCAGACCAAUGGUAGUGCUGUCGACAAUCUGACCAGAAAGGUUAACGAGAUGAGAGUGAACGAUGCAGCUCGAGCCCCAAGAAACCCUGGAGGUACUGGAUUCGCUCCCAGAGGAGGCCGUGGACCAAGAGGUGGUGGACGAAAUAUGAAUCACAAGGUCGAGGUCCCGGAGGCAGAUUUUGACUUUGCAUCCGCAAAUGCCAAAUUCAACAAGCAGGAUUUGGUCAAGGAAGCAAGUGCUAGCUCGCCGCUCGGAGAGACCGAAUCAGUCGCUUCACCAACUGAAGUAGAUACGCCAUCGACUGGUUACAAUAAGGCCACGUCGUUCUUUGAUAACAUCUCUUCCGAAGCCAAGGAGCGUGCUGAAGGUGCUGGCAACAGACCAGGUGGACGCGAAUGGCGAGGCGAGGAGCAAAAGAAGAAUGUGGAGACUUUUGGUCAAGGCAGCGUCGACAACGGCUACCGUGGAGGAUAUCGUGGUGGACGUGGACGAGGUCGUGGUCGCGGAAAUUACCGUGGCCGAGGAACUUAUGCAGGAAAUGGCCAACCAGGUCAAGCACGUGGAGGUUAUCGUAGCCGUGGAGAUGCACAAGCAAGUGUAUAA